Postia placenta MAD-698-R-SB12 is the source of this 5547-nucleotide messenger RNA. RefSeq lists its product as hypothetical. Gene Ontology annotation, molecular function: protein kinase activity; ATP binding; RNA binding. The transcript has 32 exons. Lineage: Eukaryota; Fungi; Basidiomycota; Agaricomycetes; Polyporales; Adustoporiaceae. Bases 1 to 5547 code for a protein of 1848 amino acids. The record is from RefSeq and is a predicted model, not a curated record. Gene Ontology annotation, biological process: protein phosphorylation.
AUGCGUUUCGCUACCCUGGUCGCUGCUCUUCUGCCCAUCGGCUCCGUUCUCGCGACUAUUCACACGAUUAAGGUCGGCGAGAACGACACGCUGACGUACGACCCGCCCUCAGUGAACGCCACCGUUGGGGAUCAGCUGGUGUUCCAGUUCGUCGCGCUGAACCACACCAUCACUCAAUCGACCUUUGCCGCCCCGUGUUCCAACUUCACGUUCCCUAAUGGCACUACUGGUGUUGACUCUGGCUUCCAGUUCGUCGCAAAGAAUGCGACCGACUUUCCCACGUUCACUAUGACUGUCAUGAACACGAGUGCACCCCUUUGGUUCUACUGCCGUCAGACUGGUCAUUGUGAGAAGGGCAUGGUUUUCGCUGUUAACCCCACAGCCUCGAAGAGCUUCGAGGCUUUCCAGGCUGCCGCGAUGAAGACGACUACGAACACGACUUCGAGCGGGACGUCGGGCUCAUCGGGCUCGUCGGGCUCGGGUACAGCCACCGACUCUGCUUCGACGUCUACGUCGACAUCGACCAAAGCCAAUGGCGCUGCCGCGCUGGAGGUUCGCAAUGUCGUGACGUUGUUGGGCGCGGCUGUGAACGAUCUCUCAUCUCGCCGUCUCGUUUGUGGGCAUACAGCGACCAGAGAGACCCAUACUUCACUACCUGUCGAACGCGUAGGCUCAGAUGGACGCACAGGCUCAGAUGGACGUACAGGCUCGGAUGGACAAGGUAGUACCAAUCUAACGAAACUGUCUGACGCAUCGACUGAUAGUUACGAACCGCAGGUUCUCCUGCAAGCGUAUACAACUUCGCAGGCGGUAGCGAACUUGCUGGGGUCUGGGAUAGCUCAUCCCGCGAACCCUUCGCCAGAAGAGCUCGGUAACGGGCUCAGGGCGAUGCUUGCUUCCCAAGACGCCGUUCGCGAGAUAACCGAACAUCUGGAGGGCGUGGACGCGAGAUGGAUGAUCGAUGUCCUGGACUGCGCUGAGCCCAUCUUGGGCAGCGAAGCGGGUUUCAGGGCACGCAUAUUCCAUAUCCUAAGAAAGCUCUGUGGACGGACCGGACGCCUUCCAACGUCGUGUUAUAUAUCAAGAAGUAAAAUAGAAGAGACAGAUGGAAAGCCGAAGGGACGCGGGGCCUACGGCAUCGUGUUUCAAGGUAGCUACGACGGAAAAGUGGUUGCGAUGAAGCUUCUAAUGAAGUGUGACAUUGUGAACCAUAUGUGGUUCAAGGAAGCAGUUGUGUGGCGUUUUAUAAAGCAUACCAACAUUGUGCCGUUUCUAGGAGUGGAAGAGGAUGGCGAUUCGCUGUCCUUGAUCAGUGAAUGGAUGCCCGGUGAAGACACACGGAAAUAUAUCAAGACUCACCCGGACUCGAAUCGUCUGUCUUUAAUCAUGGAUGCUGCCCAAGGUUUGCUUUAUUUGCACGAGACUGGAAUUGUGCACGGUGACUUGAAGAGUACCAACAUCUUGGUGGACAUCGAUGGCAGGGCGCGACUAGCGGACUUUGGCCUAGCACGCGUUGUAUACAAUAAUGAAAGUUUCAACCAUGAAAGCAAUGCGAUCCCCAAGCAAGGCGCCCUCGUCUGGUCUGCUCCAGAACUCCUGGCUCCUGGACGCUUCGGAUUGGAAGAUCAAGAUCCUAGCCAAGAGAGCGAUGUCUAUGCGUUCGCAAUGGUCAUUUGGGAGAUCUUCACUGGCGUAUAUCCGUACAGUGGAGAUGUUAUGGCUGCAUAUUCGAUUUUGAAUGGCAUACGUCCUCCGCGGCCCGCAGAUGCGACGGAACUUGGGCUUUCGGACAGCAUAUGGCACCUGAUGGAACGAUGCUGGGAUCAAGACAGGCACAAUAGGCCCACAAUGGAGAUAGUCGUGGAGGAGUUGCGGCGUGCUAUCGCUCGACCAGAAGGCGAUAGUUGGGCGUGUAAAAGUACGCAGCCCAUGCCGCUCGAUCGGAGCGCACACAUCUCCCUAUCGUCGACAAUCUUGACGGCGCUGGUGAGCUCAAUCACGACCGAUGAGCACAGAAAUCGAUUUGAGCAAGGUAAAUUCACAUGGGGACCGUUAACGGUCAGCAUGACAUGUUUAAAUCAGCAGAAGCAGCUCCUACAUCCGAAUGUGCCUGGGAUAGCCGAUCCCACGAAGGUCUCUCCAGAAGAAAUAAUGACCGGGAUCAGGAAGAUGCUUGCAACCGAAGGCACUGUCAGAUCCCUGUAUAGUCUCCGGGGAAGCGACGCCAUUUCUAUAGCCAACCUCUUAGAUUGCGCUAUGUCUUUGCUCGAUGUUGACAUAGAAUUAGAUGACAAGCUACGGAAGACGGCAUUCCACGUACUCAGGAGGCUCUGUGCAGAAAGUGAAUGCCUUCCCGCCUCGUUUUAUAUCCCAUCCAGCCAGAUGCAAAGGGUCGGCGAGGAACCCGUGGGUCAUGGGAGUUUUGGGAUCGUGUACCGUGGGCUUUAUGGAAGCCAGGAUGUCGCCAUAAAGCUCUUGCAAAAAUCCACAGUUGCGAAGACAGAUGGAUACCCAUUCAUUUGCAAGGGAUUAUACAAGGAAGCCGUCGUCUGGAAAUAUCUAUCGCAUCCGAACAUCGUUCCAUUUUUGGGAGUAGAAGAUAGGGGGCUCUACCUGGGUUUGAUUAGUGAAUGGAUGCCCAGGGGACAUCUACAUAAUCACAUCCAGGCGCAUCCGGACGCGGAACGUCUUCCUCUGAUCAAUGUCCUAGUCGACGUUGAAGGGCACGCACGCCUUGCAGAUUUCGGCAUUUCGCGCAUUGUAUAUGCUACUGAUUCCGUCAACGCUAUGACUGCUGUAACCCCAGGGCAAGGUACCGUCUACUGGAUGGCUCCCGAGGUUCUUGACCCUGAACAGUAUGGAAUCAAUGAGAAAGAAGAUCCUAUGCCAGAGAGCGAUAUAUAUUCACUGGCAAUGUUAAUGUGGGAGAUCUUCACUGGCCACCGGCCGUUUGCGGAUGCUCGGACCAGUGCUGCAGUCACCUUCAGGAUACUUAGCGGAAAGCGUCCCCCACGGACACCAGCCGCGACAGCACGCGGGAUUUCUGACAGUUUAUGGGAGUUGAUGAAACAAUGCUGGGAUGAAGAUCGACAUAAAAGGCCUAAUAUGACGACGGUCAUCAAGGAGCUGCAGCGCGCGCUCGUAACAUCAUCUUCAUGCGCUUCUAGCGCAACACGCUCCAUGAACGAUGUAUUGGGACUCGCUGGAGGUACUUUGGACUACUUAAUCCUCUCGCUUGAAACUGAGCAUCAUCAUGAGAUUCUGCGCGCAAAGCUAAACAACCGAUCUUUCAUUACACCGACAUUGUUAGCGAGAUUACCCAGUAUCAAGGAUACCGACAAAUUCUCUCUGGAAAAGGUCAUGCAAGCAAUGAGAUUGUUCCUGACAUCGGAAGUCGAUGUACAAUCGAUACCCAAUUUAAAUGGCGAUGACGCACAGUGUAUGGCUGACCUCUUGGAUGGCGUUUUCUACAAAGAGGCUGUUGUCUGCCGGUAUCUCAGGCAUCCUAACAUUGUUCCAUUUCUGGGUGUGGAAAACAGACCAGAUCCUCGACUUCGCCUAGUCAGCGCAUGGAUGCCUGGUGGUUGUGUGCGAGAAUAUAUCAAAGGAAAUCCGAACUCAAAUCGUCAAUCCUUGGCCGAAAGAUGGGCGGCGCCCGAGGUUUUGGAGCCAGAUAAAUUUGGAGUGCCCGGUGUCAUCUUCGAGAGCGAUAUACAUUCGUUUGGGAUGGUAAUGCUGGAGAUCUUCUCCGGGGAAAUUCCCUAUUUCGACAUUUUACGCCCUACCAAUGUUAGGGCCAAGAUCGUUAAUGGUGAUCGUCCCUCGCGGCCUAACGCCACAGAUAUUGGGCUUUCUGAUGAAGUGUGGAAGCUCAUCGAACGCUGCUGGGAUCAGCACUGGGGAAACAGGCCCUCUAUGCUUUCAGUCGUCGAGGUCCUCCAGCAUGCAUUCAAGGUGGUGCUUGCCGUGAGCAUACCUGCCGCUCAACACCCAGCCAUUAUCGGCAAGCAUGGGAUACGCGUCAAAGCAUUACAGGAACGCACUGGCACACAGGUGUUAUUCCCUACCUACCGUCUUUACAAUACUGUUGGUACCCCCGAGAACCUUACCCAUAUGAUGAACCCUCCCGACAUUGUGAAGGUUGUCGGGAAACGCGCAGCGUGCAAGGUGGCGAUCGACCAGUUGCGCUACAGCCCUUUGUUUCUUGGCUCGAUGAGUUCAUUGACGUUCGGGCAACCGAGCAACCUCUUGGGCGGGCCCGCGGCAGCGCCCUUUCCCCUGUCGCAGGAGUCGGACAUAAAUCUCCAAGCCGCUUUUGAUCUCACAAGUCUACUGCUUGGGACAGACUCAGACGAGACUCAUUCCCCCGACGACCUCAAUGAAGAGAGUGAGUGGCGUGGUGACGAAUUCGGGGAAGCAGCAGCACUCGAGGGUCUUCUCAAUGUAAGCAACGGCAACACUGCAGAUCCAGAAUUCCCGGAUGUCUCGGAGCUGCUGAGACCAUACGCAUCUGAUGCCGUCUCGUCCGAGUCCUCUUCAACAUAUCUCCCCCCACUGCGCACAUCGACAUUCGAUGGCAAGCCGGUCGUCCUCAGGCGGAAACCUCGCCGUGAAGCGCGUCAGAAGCCUACUGAAGGAACCACCUGCGCUGCGGCGAGCUCGAGCGGCGGGAGCCAGUACUCGAAACUGCUGGAUGUACCGAUGCACCGUCUGCUCGACCAACUAUCUACCGACACAGCAAGACAGCUGUCGCGCGCGGAUGCCGAACACGCCACUCCCGGGCCGUCGCGACCUGUGCCGAGCGGCGAUGCGAGCCUAUGGGUGGACCGCUACCGCCCGCGCCGCUUCACGGAUCUCCUGGGCGACGACCGCGUGCACCGGGAGGUCAUGGCGUGGGUGAAGGAGUGGGACUACUGUGUCUUCGGCCGGCGGCAGGGGCGCGGCCAGAAGCGGCGGCGCGAGGAGGACACGGAGAACCUCGACGAAUGGCGGCGGCCAAGGGAAAAGGCGAAUCCUGCUUUUGUCCGGGCCACCGGGGAUGGGGAAGACGACCCUGGCACAUGUGGUAGCCCAGCAUGCAGGAUACAGUGUCUUCGAGAUCAACGCGAGGUAAUUGACGAGAGGCUCCGCCCUGCAUUGGAAACAGGCUCCGCUAUUGGCAGUGCAAGGCCUAUAUUGGCAGUCAUCGACGAGAUAGACGGUGCCACAGGUGGCACAGACAGCUCUGCCGGGUUUAUCCAGAAGCUCAUACAACUAACAUACGACAGACCAAAGAAAAAAGGUCGUAAAGCGGACCCGAAGGCGUCGCGCCCGCUGCUCCGCCCGAUCAUCUGCAUCUGCAACGACCUCUACGCGGGCUCGCUCGCAAAGCUCCGCGCGCACGCGCGCAUCGUGCGCUUCUCGCGCCCGAACGACGUCCUCCUCGUGCGGCGGCUGCGCGACAUCUGCGAGCGCGAGAGCCUCCGCGCGGACUCGCGCGCGCUGACCGCGCUCGUCGGUGCGGGCCCCCUCUUGUUCUCUCGCCGUGUGCGACCUGUGCCAAGCUAA